This is a messenger RNA of Sphaeramia orbicularis (orbiculate cardinalfish), 1359 nucleotides long. It is a transcript of the gene ptges3l, whose product is annotated as prostaglandin E synthase 3 like. NCBI's taxonomy places the organism in Eukaryota, Metazoa, Chordata, Actinopteri, Kurtiformes, Apogonidae. The transcript is spliced from 7 exons. Bases 102 to 578 code for a protein of 158 amino acids. Gene Ontology annotation, molecular function: protein-folding chaperone binding; Hsp90 protein binding. The record is from RefSeq and is a predicted model, not a curated record. Gene Ontology annotation, cellular component: cytosol; nucleus. Gene Ontology annotation, biological process: protein folding; chaperone-mediated protein complex assembly.
AGAACACAUGAGUGUGCCACAUGUUUUCUAGUCUUCAAGGCAAAAGAGUGACAUAUAGUGAUUUUUAAGGUUUGUUUGUUUUGUUUUAGACAAGAGUUAAAAUGAACAAGGUCAAAAUUGUCAGGCCAGAGGAGAGCCAGCCAGCACAUGCAAUAUGGUUUGACAGAAAGAAAUAUGUCACCGUCAACUUCCUGGUUCAGAAACCUAAAGAUGUCCAGGUUGAUAUCCAACCAGACAAAAUGAUUUUAUGCUGCAAAAAUGAUGUCGAUGACGUGUUCUACAAUGAGCUGCACUUCUUUGAAAAAGUCCAAAUCCAUGACUCUAGAGAAAGAGUGUACGACCGCACCAUCAACAUCCUGCUCAGAAAAGUCAAGCCUGAUUAUGCAUGGCCUCGUCUCCAGAGGGAUGAAGCCAGGCCUAGUUGGAUUUCUGUAGACUUUGAUAACUGGAGGGACUGGGAGAAUGAGGAAGAUGAUGGAAAGGAAGAGUACGACAGAUACAUGGAUAUGAUUCAAGAAAUGGCAAGCAGUAACAAAGGAGCAGCACCAGAUAUGGGUGAUCUCAGUGAUUCUGACUGAGUCUUUCAGAGCAGUCUUCUGUAUGUUGGACAUCUCUUGGACUUUUUUGCUCUGGAUACUACAGACAGUACUACGUUUGCUAAAGCUUGUAAUAUUUGCAGACAAUUUAAUACAAUAUUGUUCAAAAUGUUAUUUUUACAUAUGUGAUAUUUUCUAUGUGGUUAUUUAUUGACAAAUGACACUAUCAUAGCAUUGUUCAAAGUAAUAGUAAUUUAAAAAAUGCAUCAACUAUGCUUUGAAAAUUGUGUUUUAUAUUGUUUGGAGUGAUGUUAUUUAUGUUUUAUGAGUUUUUGUAGGAACAUGGCUUAAUCAUGAUUGAAUGGUGCCAUCUCCUGGAUAUAUAUUUCUUUAUCUCCAGAAGAUUGUACGAGGUCACAGCAAUCCACAGACAGCAGCCAACUUAGAAUGCUUUUGUGGCAGCCACUAUUCUCCUCAAAGUUGAGGGGGAUUUACCCCCUUCCAACAUUUCCUGAAGGAAUAGGAGGGUAUCAUGAGUGGUGCAGGAGAGAGCAUCCACCUGUCUCCAACCACACCAUGCCUGAGACACUUCCCUGUGGUGGAUAUAUACUGUUCUAGUUGAUGAAGCCAGAAUUUCACAUUGAAAUUCUGAAAUUAGCAAAUAUUAUGAUCUGGAGUAAAGUAUUUUAAAAAAUUAUUCAGUGAGAGCAGAAAAUAAUAUCACACAUAUAAAAUGUAUAUGCCAUUUGACACAUAGAGACCCAGACAGCCACCACUGACCAAAACCCUCUGCUGAUGUAAACUGUUUAAUCCCUGCUGAGCC